GUCUCUCGGAAAACCUUCUCCAUGCCUCGUAAAGCGCUUACUGGACCUUCGUCUCUAUCCCAACUCGUCUCCCACCUCCGAGCACCUCCAAGACUAGGCUUGCCUCAAAUAACGUCUCUUACCCUGACACUCGCGGCACGGAAUGACCACUUCGGAGCUCGACAUUUUUUAAAGGAGCAACUCCCUCGCAUCCGUUUCGCCAAUCCCGACCUCCCCGUUCACGUUCGCAAAUUCAACAAACACCCCGCCCAUGACUGGCGACCGGAAAUACAACUAUCAUUCAAGGAUGGAACGACACAGAGUCUUAGUCUGCACGGGAAGUGGUCAACGACAAUUGUGCGUCAACUCAUGGACCUUGGGGCUUCUCCAGCCUGGGUACGCUGGAAAGCGGAGGCAAGCCGAUCUGGGGCACCUCUUAUCCCUGGCAUGGAGAAUGAAAUGACAGUGGUGGAUGAGCGACCCGAGCCAGAAGUAAACUUCGAUGAAUGGCGUCUCAAAUAUACCAGGAAGGAGCGCAGGGAAAUGGAAGAAAAGUUGGCAAAUACGCACAAAGCCAAAGCGGCGUUGACUGCUGAAGAACAAGAGCAACGGAAAAUUCAGAGAAAAGCGGCGCGACAGCUUCGAUUUGACGCGGAUCGACUUGCAGAAGAGGAGGCAGAGCGUCAGGUCCAACUUGAGCUACAGUCCAAGCCACAAACGGGAGCAGCCGCGAUCUUACCGUAG
Messenger RNA from Mycena indigotica, 723 nucleotides. RefSeq names its product L51-S25-CI-B8 domain-containing protein. Lineage: Eukaryota; Fungi; Basidiomycota; Agaricomycetes; Agaricales; Mycenaceae. Gene Ontology annotation, molecular function: structural constituent of ribosome. The record is from RefSeq and is a predicted model, not a curated record. Gene Ontology annotation, cellular component: mitochondrion. Bases 22 to 723 code for a protein of 233 amino acids. The transcript is spliced from 4 exons.